AUGUUCGGCUUGUUCAAGUCCUCAGUUCUUGUCUGCCUAUUCUCAUUUUACCUUGCUGGUCUUGUGAAUGGGUCACCGAUUGUUCUCUUUCCUGCUACUGGAGUCGAGCAUGCUGCUCGGGCUGCCGCGGCCACGCCAACGACCGUUUCGACUAGUCGCUUGGUCCAGACGUCAACUGGUCCACAAAUGGAAACGUGCACUAUAACGUUGACGCCCGACGCGUCCGGAUCUUAUCAAGAAGUCAAGACUUGUACGCUGUCCCCGGUCUCCUCCAGCGGUGCGAACCCCGCCGCCCCCACUACCGCCGCUGCCGGUGCUGCCACAACGAAUCCUGCAGUCGCUGUUAAUGGCCAUUCUUCAGUUGCAUCUAGCGCUGUGUUCUCUGCGACCACGACCACUCCUGUGGCAGCGAACCCCGAGACUACCGCUUCUGAGGGAACUGCGGAUGGUGCUUUGAACAACGUUGGAUCUUCUAAUCCUACACAGAUCAACAACGACGCAAAUCCGGGCGCCACCACUUCGGCUGCGUCAUCGGCUGCGACAAAGACCGCAGUUGCCGCCGCCGCCGCUCCAUUCGUCAUACCAGGACGACACAUCUUGAUCAUCCCGGUCGGACUGGUUGUGUAUUGCACGUUGACUGGCAUUACGAUGAUCUUAGUUAUAUUGGUCACGUUCGAGCGGGUGAUGUACCGCAGGGCGUUCCGCAAGCGCAAGCUCGCAGAGCAGGGGGCUGCUAUGGGUUAUGGUGGUAUUGGCAAGAUUUAG
Fibroporia radiculosa is the source of this 765-nucleotide messenger RNA. RefSeq lists its product as uncharacterized. The transcript has 6 exons. Lineage: Eukaryota; Fungi; Basidiomycota; Agaricomycetes; Polyporales; Fibroporiaceae. Bases 1 to 765 code for a protein of 254 amino acids. The record is from RefSeq and is a predicted model, not a curated record.